Oppia nitens is the source of this 774-nucleotide messenger RNA. RefSeq lists its product as uncharacterized. The transcript has a single exon. Lineage: Eukaryota; Metazoa; Arthropoda; Arachnida; Sarcoptiformes; Oppiidae. The record is from RefSeq and is a predicted model, not a curated record. Gene Ontology annotation, molecular function: zinc ion binding; ubiquitin protein ligase activity. Gene Ontology annotation, biological process: ubiquitin-dependent protein catabolic process. Bases 256 to 774 code for a protein of 172 amino acids.
UUUUUUCCGAUAUACUAAAGUAGUAUAAAGUAUUUUAAAUGAUUUUUUUUGGUGGUAUACAUGUUAUAUAUACCCACAAAAUAAUUGUCUCAUUUUUUUUAUAACUAUAUUAGUCUCCAGUUAUUUAAAUUCAAUUAUUUUUUUUGUGUUAAAUAUUUUUUUCUAACUUUUUUUCUAAAUAAAGUGACAAACUUUUUACAUUGAAAUUAUAAUCACAUUAAUUGUUUGAUCAAUUAGUUGAACCGUUUUUUUGUCAUGUCUUCACUCGACGACAGUGUAGUAAUUAUAACGUUUGAUUGCAAUGUUUGUCACCAAAGCUCAGACCUACUCAUCGAUAAUCGAUGUCCUCAUUGCAACUCACGAGUAGUAGAGACAACCAGUGGUCAGAGCACAUCAUCAGAAGAUGAACAAAACUCGCAAUUGAGUGACCAAUCGGUGGCGGAUGAAAACGUGGUCAAUAUGUCUAUCAAACUGUGCUCAAUAUGUUUGGACACAUUAGCCGAUGGGACUAAAGCUCUUAAAUGUGGACACAGUUUUCACAAACAAUGUAUUUAUGGAUGGAUUGCAACGAAACACAAUACGUGUCCGUUGUGUCGCCAAUUGAUGGUUGUCUCUCAGCCCGUAUUACCCGUAACUUUUGACAGCAGCCAGUCAUCAACCACUGCAACACAUUUGGAUAAUGAGAUCCGACGGAUAAGAAUUGAGAUCCGUCGGCGACUGACUGAGAAUCGUAUGAUAAGAAUUGAGAUCAAUCGUCUACUUAAUCAUCAAUAA